AUGGCAAGAUACAUGGGUGGCCCUCGUGAUCGCCGUGCUCGUCGCGGCCGUCCACCAUUGAUUGUGUCCCCCGUCUCGAGCGAUCGCGAGACGGGUGACAGCGACGAUGAUCAGACGAACACGAAUUUGCAGCAGACUAAUGACGGGAUUCCUGACAGCGAUGACCUUGGAAGCAGUUCUCAGUAUGACCAGGAUGAUGUUUUGCAGCACGGCCAAGUCGAGUUGAACUCUGAGAUGGAAGGGCAUGGAGAGACUUUGGAGGGCGAGGACGGAAACGGCAUCGCCUACCAUGAUGACUUCGACAGCGACUCCAUCAUCUCCGCUGUCAGCUAUGCACCUGUUUACCCUGUUCGCAAAUCCGACGAGAUGACAGAGGAUGCACUCAGUGAAAAGGGGCCACCUCCAAAGAGACAACGGUCUCUGAGCAUACCCAUCCACUACAAGUCACGCUUUACCACAGGAAUGCCCAUCUUCGAGCCGCAGCCGCUGCCCAUUGCGUAUGGGUGGAUGGUCAAGGGGACCGCUGAGCACGUCGAGGACCUCCACCUCUCUGGCAUUCCAUUCUGCACCAGAGAGGUCCAUUCCAAGAUGAAGAUCGAAGUCUUGGGGGAGUACACUUGGAUCGAAGUGACCCCAAGCCAGCAGGAGAGCUACGAGAGGUUUCCCGCAAUUUAUGUGCCAGGCAAGUAUCGACAUCUCGAGUGCAACGCCCGUACAUGGCGAGGUCUCAAGAUCGACACAAGCCUCGACCAGGACGACAUCCGAUCUACCACCUCCCAGACAAUCCGCGAUGAUAACCUCAACCGCCAGCCCCGAUACCCCUACGAGCCCACCUUCCGCGCCCUAGAGUCGGCCCAGAACGCCACCAGCUUCAAGGACAUCGACGUCGUCACCGACGCCGAGACCCUGACGCAGCUCCUGUCCUUCAUAAUGGGCACCUCGUCCGCGCGCCGCGUCAAGGAGUCCUUCCGCCUCGAGCUCACCAGCGUGCGCAACACCCUCUUCGUCCACGCCAGCCACAAGCCAGGCAGCAGCCAGGCGGGGCCGCCGCCCAAGAAGACCCGCCACGACCCGAAGGUCUCCGUCCCGGACUGGGCCGCCGGCGUGCUCGGGCACGCCGGCACGCGCGCCGCGAGGCUGCCGUACAGCGGGGGCCACUACCGCCUCGUGCGGUACCGCUUUGGUAGCGUCGUGCUCGCCGUGCGCGUCAAGGUGGACUUCGUGUACGAGCACCGCAAGGACUCGAGGCGCGCGGGCGCCGACCCGCUGCGCGACGUGCAGCCCCAAUUCAUGCCGCGGGAGGAGGGCGACGUCGCGCAGGUCUGGAGGACGACGGUCAAGAGGCAGGGGCUGGGGACCAAGCCGGCCGGGGCCGGUGUCGCGUCCGUCAGGUACGUGUGGCAGGACCCCAAGGCCAGGAUGCGGGCGCUCCUUCCGCAGCUGUGGUUCUCCCGCUCGCCCUUCGUCGUCGACUGCCAGGUCAGCUACCCGGACCUGCUCGUCAAGGAAGUCGCGCUCGUCAACUCCCGGCAGUGGUACCCCUCGUACGAGCGCGGGUACCAGAACAGCCUGCGCCGUCUAGCGGGUCUGCUGAAGCACCUGCAGGAGCGGACCCGCGAGAUGGGCGGCAACAUCGUCCUCAUCGCCGACCCGCCGGCCCUGCCCGAGGAGCUGGUGCUGAAGUUCUGGGGACCCGACACCGAGAAGGAGGAGCGAGAGAGGCAGGCCGAGAUGGACCGCGCCAGCACGCCCGAGCAGGAGCAGAGCGACCUGACCGACCUCAGCGACACCCCCAGCCUUCCCCCCGGAUCGGACAUGGACAAUGUUCGCCGUUCGCAGCCGGACAAGUCGCAGGCCAAUGCUGAGGAGACGUCCUCGGGGAUAGCUGGUGGCAGCCCUACCAGGGCGGAGAGGCAGCUCGCCGAAGGCAUCGACCCCGUCCAGAUGGUUGAGCACUGGAACCAGUCAGUCAACAAUCCUGUGCAGCAGUCAGUCGAGCAUGACGGAGAAAGAGACGAGACGAACAAUGAAGACGAUGUCCAGUACGACGCCGAUGCGAGCCUCGACGGAUACCGUUCCUCGUCACCCCAGGAUAGCGUCAUGGUAGGCGAGUCUGCACAUGAGCCUGCGUGUGAUAUGGUAGGCGAGUCUCCGGGGGAGCCUGGAGUUGAGGGCGCCGAUGCCGUCCUAAACAGCCUGGCUCUCCAGAUGAACACCGGCGGAGCGACGCAGGAGGGUGACGACAGAUUGGCUGCCGUAGCCCGCAAUAGAGACACCGAGGUCCUUCGAGGUCAGCACUCCCUCCUGAUGGCGGACCGCCACCUCACCGCGGGGAUGCACUCCUCCUCCGACGACGACGAGUGGCCCCCCAGACCACGCACCGAGCUUCACGGCCGCAUCACUAACGCGGUUCCAGACACAGGUCAGGGUGGUACAUCUGACGGUUCCGAAGCGCGCGGACAAGAUUAUCAGGAGUCGCGAAGCCUCAGUCCCUUCGAGCCAAACCCACCGACCCCAAGAGGCCCAUCCGACUACGAAAUCGACAACGACGGGAAUAUCGUCGACCGGCACCAGGGCAACAGGGAACGAAUGAUGGCGGACUCGAGCGACGAGGAUGCGGACUCGCCCCCGCGCCGCGUCGCACGCCCGUCCCACCGAGUCUCCCGGCGCCAUGACCUCACGGCCAGCGGACGGUCCCGACUGAGCGAGCCUAAUGCUGGUUGGCGGCGUCGUAAUCGAAUCGAGGCUAGCCCUGAAGACGAUUCGCAAGCGACCGAAUCCCAAGGAGGGGAGGAUGAUACCGAGGACGCGACUUCGAACGGUGCUACGAGCCAGGAGAACGGCCGAGAGAACGACCAGGUGAACAGCCACGAAAGCCAGGAGAGCAGCCAGGGCGGCGCAUUGAACGGUCAUGUUACCACCAACGGCCACUCGUCUCGCCGUCGUCGGGUAAACGGCUCCCGCAGCCGGGGCGACGAGUACGACCCUGCUCAUCCGUUCUGA
This is a messenger RNA of Diaporthe citri, 3003 nucleotides long. RefSeq lists its product as uncharacterized. The record is from RefSeq and is a predicted model, not a curated record. The transcript has 4 exons. Lineage: Eukaryota; Fungi; Ascomycota; Sordariomycetes; Diaporthales; Diaporthaceae. Bases 1 to 3003 code for a protein of 1000 amino acids.